AUGCCGCGAAAUAGACUCGUCCCCGAAGGCGCUUGGGACACACACAUACACGUCUUUGACCCCGCCAACUUCCCCUUCCCAGCCCCACGCUCCUACACUCCGAAGCCAGCGCAAAUUUCCGAGUAUCCCUCAGAUGUGACAGGGUGCACCGGCGUUGUUGUGGUGCACGCAUCUGUCCAGGGGUCAUCACCUGCGGCCCUCGUCGACACCUUAUCCAAGGCUAAAGCGACUGGACUCACUCUGCGCGGCCUGGCCACCAUCGAUGUCAAUUCUAUCACCGAUGAUGAGCUCGAUGCGCUCCAUGCCGCAGGCGUGAGAGGUGCGCGUUUGCAUGAGAUGUCAUGGGGCCACGGACAGCAGUCGGGAGGCCAGCAGAUUGCCCAGAAGGUGCAAGCACUGGCUAACCGCCUGGCGCGACUAGGUUGGGCCAUUGGCACCUUCUGCCCCAUUCAGGCCUGGGCUUCAAUGGCCGACAUGAUCCGGAAGAUGGAUCCGCGCAUCCAGAUGGUCGCCGAUCAUUUUGGUGGUACAUUUCCGGGCGAAGAGAAAACCCCCGAAUUUCAGACCUUCCUCGAGUUGAUCAGGGAAAAACGCGUCCACGUCAAAGUGUCCGGGUUUGAGCGCUUGUACCACGGACAUGGCUCGGGGCGGCAGGGCAUGAAAGCUAUCGAGCCGAUCGCGAAAGCAGUCAUCGAGGCCGGACCAGACCAGAUCGUCUUUGGGACGGACUGGCCGCACACGCAGCUGGGGGUCUCGAGAAAGGGGAAGACUGACCAACAGCGACUAGAUGAUGUCGAAGAGUUUCGAGAGGUGCCGGAUCUGGAGCACAUUCAGGUUUUGAGGGAGUGGAUCACGGAUGAUGCGGUUUGGCAGAAGAUGUUCGUGACCAACCCGCAGCGGCUCUUUGCAUAG
Messenger RNA from Trematosphaeria pertusa, 912 nucleotides. RefSeq names its product amidohydrolase 2. The transcript is spliced from 2 exons. The record is from RefSeq and is a predicted model, not a curated record. The coding region runs from base 1 to 912 and encodes 303 amino acids. Lineage: Eukaryota; Fungi; Ascomycota; Dothideomycetes; Pleosporales; Trematosphaeriaceae. Gene Ontology annotation, molecular function: hydrolase activity.